Petromyzon marinus (sea lamprey) is the source of this 5676-nucleotide messenger RNA. Lineage: Eukaryota; Metazoa; Chordata; Hyperoartia; Petromyzontiformes; Petromyzontidae. The record is from RefSeq and is a predicted model, not a curated record.
AAUUAAAACGGCUGUACACCGUAUGGACCUGUAAACCCAAUUUCCCUGUACAGGAUUAUGAGUAAACCGUAUGGGUUAACAUGGAUGCUGACAGCAUAGUGUAAAGGCAACAUGUUUCACCCUGUUUUUUUAUUGCACUUACUACAGUAUAUUGCUAAAUUGUGGCGUAAUCUUCAAAGCUUUCCCAGCGCUUAUUUUGCAAGCUGGCAGGCAACAUCAGCGAUGGCUAACAAUAAUUGCCCAAUGGCCACUAAGUACUUUUGCAUGCAUACAAAUACCGGUAGUUUUAUUGUAUUUGUGGGGAAAUCCAUGUAGAGUACAGUAUUUAAAUACCUGAACGUUAGGCCACGUGGUACUUGGCGUUAGUUUAAUCUUGGAUUUUUUCUUAAUAUAUUUUCUUUGGUUACGAACCUUUAAAGCACAGUAAAAGUGAUGUUUGCAACGAUUGCACGUGAUGUGCAGAAACAAUACAGUACCUCUAACCAUAUUUUGAAUGUUGUAUAGGUUAUCUAGGGCUUACGUUCUCAUGAGGCACGUGGUUGAUAGACACAGCCAUAGCGGAGGUAUACUUGAUGUGGUGUGUCAGGUGCAGACAGACCCGGCAUAGAUUAAUCUCUGGGUAAAGCUGCCUCGCAUAUUUUCCAAUGAUUUUUUGUUGAACUUUUGGUACAUAUAGAUGCACAGCCCUUUGUCAAUCCACUGCUGGAUCAAGGCCCUCCAUACACCGCGUUGGUCAGUGCGGGUUGGUAAAGGCGAAGAGCAUCAAUGUGGGAGCAUAUCAUUUGUGUGCCAUGGAUGUUACUGCAUUGUCCUAUGGUGCCCACAUCAGUGUGCACACAAAACAUGACUACAUGUGUGUGUAGCUUCAUCUGAACUUAAUAUUGUGUUAAAAAUGCAUGGUAUCAGGCUAAAUUACAAUAUUAUGUAAAUAUAAUCACCGCGGGUGAAUGUUUUCACUUUAAAAAAAAAUUGUGCUGUACUGUAGUUAUAGUGAUGGAAGCUGUAUUCCUUAAUUUGGUACCCAUUUGUUUUUAUCAACCAAGCAUGGGUGGAUGUGAUUGAUUCUAAAUACAGUAAAUUGUCCCCAAUGCAUUCACUUUAGGAAGUCGUUGGCUGAAGAUUAUCCAGUGGUUGGCUGAAGCACUCUGCAGUAAAUUAAAAUUGUGGUUUAAAGGAAUAACGUCAAAUCAAGUAGUUGUUUCUUUUGACAGUUUUUUUAUAACGAGCCUCAUGCAAAUCACUAAAUACAGUUUGAACAGUAAAAGAAAGGUGUGAUUGCGCCUGUGUAACCGUUUGAGUAUGUGUCUUCUUACAUAUGCUUGACGUAUUACAUCAACACGCAAUGGGCAAGUGGCGGGAGGGACAUCCAUCAGUAGACAACUUCAUUGGCUGCUGCCACUCCCGUAAAAGAAACAAAGGCUUGCAAUGGGUUAUAAACCAACUCGAAGGGCGGUGGGAUUUUAAACACGUCACUUUACGAACACUAACCUCUUUAACACCACAAACGACGCCGUGGAUAGUUCCAUCAAGAUCAAUUGCAGUCGCGCAGAGCUUUGAAUGAGGCAAAAAUAGUUUUUUUGGUGCUAGUUUUGCCAAAAUAUUUUCCAAAACUCCCCCACGCCUGCAGAUAGUUUUACCCAGCCACACACGCCUCACUUAUGUUAUCCCAGCUGUACUCUUCUUGUGUUGGCUGUAUCUGGAAUUGUAUCCGUGUCAGUGUAAACGUGACGAUGUGCAGAACUGCAGUGAGACCAGUGUAACAGGACGUAAGCUACCAAACAUACCUAUUGAAGUGAGUUUUUGUGAUGCCAUUUAUCACACGCAUUUUUUGUAAAACUGUUGUCUUUAAAAAAUAAAAUCUAAAUCGCAUAUAUAUGUUAAUGUUUCGUCCGUAAAAAAAAAUACAAAGGGUAAUGUACCCUUAAUCCCUACUAAAAAUGCAAAUUCAGUUCAGAGCAGAAUUGUUCGUGUGCCAAGCUACUGCUGGAUGCGGGCCAGCAUUACAUACAUGCCUGACAGAAUUGGGUCGAGUGAAAUAUAUUGUAGCUUCGACAUUAUUAAGUGCAUACUGUUGAAAAAAUAAGUGUUAGAGGUCAAGACCUUUAAUACUGAAUGUUAUCGCAGUUUUCAGUUUAAAAUACAAUGAAAUGUAAAACCGUAAAUGUGUAAUGCUCAUAUUACAGAUUUCCACAGGCCACGGGUCUCACUGUGUGUUUAAAGGAGAACCGUGCAACCUGAUUUUCAUGUUCUUGGUUCUUUCGGUAGUCACCACGUAGAAGGGAAACAAUAAAAUAAUAAAAAUAUAAAACAAUAAAAUUCUCACGUUUCGACUGCAACACAAGCACUCGUCAUCAGGUUGGUUGAUUUUCAUGCUUCAUAUUAAACUGCAGAGUAGAGGAAGACACAGAUAUGAUAGCAACUGCAAAUUUGACAGCAUAUACAAUAUAGAUAAGCAGAAUGUCUCAUUCAUAUAUGAAGUAGUUUUAAGCACUGUCAAACAUUAUUGUGUAAAGAUUCUAAUCAAUAAGUUAUCAAACAUCGCCCACAGAUAUUGGAAGCAAUACAAAAUGCAAUGUGCAACUAAUUAUUGUGAGCCACGAUUCAACUUUUGAACCUUUCAAGUUAAAAACCCCAAAAUUGUGCAAAGUAUGGCGUACAUUGCACAUUGAGGAAGUGAACAGUAAUUGUAUUAAGCAGUUCCGGAAUUAUAAAUCAUGUGAACAAAUAAAUCCGCUGAUUACAGUCGCCACAUGCACUUGCAAACAAACCCGUGAAACAUGUGAAGAGGAGCGUGAGUCGUGAAACCCGCGACCCCCAGCUGUGGGUCUCACCGCCCGCGCUUCCCAAAUAUUUGCAAAUUCGUACGUAAAUAACCCAUGCAGACAGAGCUCUGGUCAUGUGCAAUUGUGUUUAUUUCCUUUCAACUAUAUCCUUUAGUAGUUGUUUUUUGAUAAAGCGUGAGGGCAUGAAGUGCAACCUGCAUGUUGUGCGUUGGUCUGUUACCAAGGUUGGGGAAAACCUGCUCUGCGUGGUGGUGUUUGAAGGCGAGCCCUUAAACAAGGUGAACGUGGCAGAGUUGUUUGCUGGAAAGACUGGCAUCCAGUAAGGAGUCCCGAGAGCUAUCACCCCUGGGUGUUCCGAGUUUGUGUUCUUGUAAUUAAUACUCAGCUUUGUCACGUACUGAUUUAAUGAAAGCUCUGGCACCGGAGGUGUUAACCCUUUGGAUUUAUAUUGUACUGUAUUUGCCUUGAGUACAAUUACUGUUAUACCUUUGCUUGCAUCCAACAACUACCUCUGUAUUCUGACAGGCUCACUUGCCCAGCUUUGUAAAAUUAAACUAAACCCUUUUUUGUACGUUAUUUUACGAGGUAAGGCAGAUGAGCUGAAAGGGAAAGGCAGGGAGGUGAUUGCCUGUGUUUCUGUCAAUGACCUCUUCGUGAUAUGUGCCUGGGGCCAGGCCAACCAUGCUGAUGGCAAGGUAUGAACUGGAGCACACAAAAUCCUCUCGUGUAGUCUGCAGCAUUAUAUUACCCAUUUACUUGAAAAUGAGCAGAUUUCCAUCGAACAGGAGUGGUCAUUAACGUAUUGCAAAUGUGAAAUAACAUGCACAUCCAAUUUUCUAAUUACCCAAAGGACCACACUGUGAGUCAUCAAUCACAUUUUUUUCUGAUGGUAAUAAAAUAUGUCCUGUAUUGUUCUCUAGAGGCAUGGGUUUUUAUAUUUGUUGUGGAACAAUAAUCAGUGUUUAAUAUAUUUUAAUAGACCUUCCCAUCACUAAUAAUGAAUGACUUGGCUAUACAUGAUGCUCAGAUUGUUCAACUAGUCUGCUUAUGUUUAGGUGUGAAUGGUGACAGAUCCCACCGGAGCCCUUGAAGAGGAAAUUGCAAAACAUCAACAGAAAUGUUUGCAUUUAAUCAAGAAUAAUCCAAAUCUGGCUGCCAUGAUUGGGAGGCAAACGUUCCACGAGGUACACCAUGCUGCUGAAGAAUGGUGUAGUGAGAAAGCUGUUCAUUGAGUCUGAUGGAACAGGGCUCACCUGCAGCUUGGCUUGUGGAAGAAAUGAUGCACGAGGCUCAGCAACCAAAAAUGCUCUCGCUCUUUAGUGAUGACCAAAAGAUUACCUUAAGAAAAAAUGCUGCUUGUCUGGAACUGCGUAUAAAAUCCCUACAGUCUCCAGAUUUAGAAAAUGCCUUCCUGUUAGAACAACUGGAGCAAAUAUACUUAGUUUUGCAGAACAUCAUGCUCCCAUGUCAAGAUUUUCCAUUUGACGUGACGCCUCUUUCUGCAAAAAAGUUACCUAAGCCUAAAGCUCCUAAGAAACUGGACUCUCCGAGAAUAUCAGGAAAUAGAGAUGGGACUUUAUUGCCACGCCUCAAGCCCAAGCAUGGCAGGACAUUGCUGACCAUCAAGAUUGUGAACAUGGGCUUGAAGGACGCAGCCCUCUGUGUGGAUCCUUACAUCACGAUCACAGUCCGAGAUGUGUGUGGAACAGAGUUGACUACAUCACAAGAUACACCUUUUGCUGUUAAUCUGGAAGGAACAUAUUUGAUUUUCCAAGUGGAUGUAGAAAUACAAUUGCCAGUUGAAGACAUUCCAACAGAUGCUGCCAUCUUCUUUGAAUUAAAACACUAUAAGCCCUUAAAGCGCUUGACAAGCACCAAGUGUUUUGCCUUGCUUGAAAUGGAUGAGAUCCGGCCUGGAGCUGCCAUCAUCGAGCUGUACAAGAAGCCAACUGACUACCGGAGAAAGAAACUGCAGCUGUUGACAAAGAAGCCCCUUUAUCUCCACAUCCAUCAAACACUUCUCCACACAGCAUGAUUUCCUUCCAAAGAACUGAGCCAUACACCUAUGCAUGCUCACAGUCAAAAUAAAAUACCUCUCUUUUGGUCGAAAAGAUGGUCAGGCCAAGAUCCAUCAUGCAGCUUUCCAAGUUAUGACAUACGAAUUCAUAAAUUAUAUAGUUCUUGGCCAGAAUGUACAAUACCCAUGUAUACAAAGGCCUGAAUUGAGUAAAAUAAAAAACAUGUCCUGUAGUAAUUUGUUAUAAACCCACAUUUCUCACAAUAAUAUUUUAUUUAAACAUAAUUAAAUGUUAGCCACUUUUAAUGGGCCAAGAGCUUUCAUUCAUGUAGAGAGUGAUGUUACUGAAUUCUGUCAGCACACCGAGAUUACAGUUAUUAUCAGCCAUAGUCUAUACACUACUGGAUAAAGGUCUGUACAUGCAGUCAUCAUUGUUCUCAGUCCUAUGAUGCCACAAUCCAUCUCAUUGCUUAACCAAACACAAAAAUGGGACAUCAUAGUCCUGUGGUAAUAAUUUGUCAUGGUCAAUCACAGUAAAUAAGAUUCUCACUCGUACAGGCAAGAACCCACUCACAAGUUAUUUAAUAUUUUUAGUCGUGUUACUGGCAAAUGUUGAGGUUAUGUUGCAGUAUUUGUAUUUUAAAAUGAAUCAUGCAUUUAAAAACAUGUACUUUUAUGUACUGCCUAGUCUUUGUCAUGGAAGCUAUUGUUUGUAGUGUAAUAUUUGCAGUGUAUAGUUUGGCCUCUAGCGAUGAUGACUCCUUUACCAUUUACCAACAUACUGUACUACUGUGAUGAUACAACAGUUAAUUGUUGUGUGGGAAAAUAGCAGUUUGUUUUUAUUUUGCUGACUGCCAUUCAAAUUUCAUAACAGUA